AUGAGACAUUUUCGGCACACUAUCAUGAACAGGCUGCGAACAUAUCAGUUUUUUGUUUGCUCGGUAAAUCGUUCUUGUGCUUCAUCAGCUUUGGACAGUCAGUGAUAAACUGAUACACGUGGUUUCAAUACAAGAGGGGAUACAAGUUCUUUUGUCUUGCAAUAUUUGCCCCAUGUAUAAGGGAAUCCAAGACAGUCUUGGAUUCUGGAUUCCACGCCGUGGAUUCCGGAUUCCAGGCACUGGACUCCAAUCUUUGUCAGUGGAACUUGGAUUCUGAAUUCCCAACGUUAAUUAGAUUCCGAACUUCUUGAGGUGUAUUCUCCCCUAGCAAAAAAUUUCCCAGAUUCUGGAAUCCGGAUUCCCUUGCAUGGGGUAAUAACAACGCAAAAUAAAAUUUCUCUAGCUUUUGCAUAUUUAAAAGUAAUAAUGAUUUUAUUAUUAUUAUUAUUAUUAUUAUUAUUAUUAUUAUCAUUAUUAUUAUUACUUAGUUCAUGUUCUUCUUUACUUACUUAGUAAAACAAAGCAUUUUAAACAAAGUUCUUUCUUUGCCUUACUGAUCUGCGAGCCACUGAAAAGUUACCAUAUUUUGCUCAACGUCGUCCAAUAACUGUUUCGAGUUUGCUUCUUUCAUCAAUAUCUUCGGGAAGCGAAGCCAUCAGCCGCAGAGCGAUCGCAAGAAGGAAAAAUGCGUGGGUUUCAUUUACGCAUGAGGAGAAUGUUAUUUGCAGCCAAAAACAGUUGGAAAACAUUGCGCAUGAGCAGACAGUCAUUUAAAAAUUUGUAUCGAAUGAUAAUCACUUAUAUAUUAACCUAACCGAUAGCGUUAUGUAAUCAGCCCCUUAAAAUUAACACCGCUGGCCGCAUGCUCUGCUGAGCGUUCCUCGUUCAUAUCAAUCUAUGCGAUCCAUUAGCACCAAGCCUCUCCGCAUAAUUCGUCUUCUUUGCUCCUCAUAUUGUAUAUGAUUUACCGUUGUCAUAAACUACGCACCUGAUUUAGGGUAUUGCUAAGGAUUUGCAUGUAAUGUCACCUUAUUCAAAAAUCAGCUAUCAUUGAUCGCAACAAAACCUUUAAGUUAUGAAUCAUUCGAGAUUAAAGACCCAAAAAACUAUAAUUAUAAUUUUAGGAAGACGGUAGCCUAGGCAUGAUGUUAAAUCACUUCUUAACCCUGUCGUGAGCUUCUAAUGUCUACACUGAUUUUAACAGUGUGACUUAAAAGUGCUAACAGUUUAACAGCUCAGUGCGUAAAUGUAAGAGGCGAGUUCCAUAACUUGGCAGAGGCAACAGUCAAAGAUCUAUCCCAUAUGAUCUAUAAGGACCAUUAAGCAGAACAGUUAGCAACCCACCAGACAGCUAGUAGACCGUAAGGUUUUAGUUGGCUGGUAACGCGAAUUAGUUCGGAGAUAUAAACAGGAGACUGCCCAGUUAAUGCCUUGAAUGUCAAAAUCGCACUAGGAAUUUAAAAAAUCCUUGGGGCGUUUUCUUAAAAUCAGCUGAAAAAUCAAGGGUAAAUUACAUUAAAACAAAAAGAAUGUGCGUUGCAGAGAACCCAUUGAAUUCAGAUUAGCUCAAAGAUUGGUUCUCAAAUCUGAUAACAAUACCUAAAAAAAGGUUAUUUUAAAAAAUGUCGCAAAAGCCAGAGAUGAAGAAAUUAAACUGCGACUGUGUGGGAAAGACAAAAUAUUUAUUUACUUAUUUGUUUAUUUACAAGAUUCGUCAAGCCGAGGCCUGGAUAAUAAAAUAACUCAUAGAGCAAGCUCCACUACAAGGUCCAGAAAAAAAUAAUAAUACUGAUACAUACAAUAAUGACAAUGCACUAGAAACAACAGAAACGGCAAUAACAAACAGAAUUGGGGCAAACAUCGAUAAAAGAAUCAACAACACAUUCGAUCGAGAAAGCUGGUCAAUGGCCGACUAGUGUGGCGCUUGAUGCAAACACUCUUAUAGGUCUAGGGGGCGUCGACAUAGAUUCAAACAAAAUAGAUUCACAAAACAGGUUGAGACUACUCUAGAUAAACUGAUUGGAGCUUUAUACAUCAGAGGAUGAUGCCUUUGGCUGUCCCUUAUAGGCUGUCUAGCAAUCAGAGAGCCAUGCUCAAUCUUCCGUUGUCCACUAUACCUAAGGCCGGAAGGGGAUAAUCAGGCCAAUGAAUGCUAAAUAUGCAAAGUACCUGUAAACAGCGAAAUUCAUGAACUAGUGAAUUAUUGAAGAAGGAAAGACAGCUACAAAAGAUAAGGUUUAAACUUUAAAUCUGUGUCUGUUUUUGAGAAAUCCCUUUGAAAUUAUUAAUGCAGGACUAAAAUCUUUUUUUUUGCCGCUUAGAAAGGACAAACGUAAGUCAAACUCUGAUCCCACAAAGGCGAUAUUCCGACAUUAAUCAUGUAUUAAAUAAUUCAGUACAAUAACCAGUGAAAGUGUCCACUUAAGGUCUGUUUUCGCAAUCCAUAUUAGGUGGAGAACGGAACACUUCCUGUCAUGAUUAAACGGAUUAUUAUGCAAAGUGGUCACCUGUUCUUGGGAAAAGGAAAUUGAACAUAUAUAUUUAUUAUAUAAACACCAAAACACUUGAUAUCUUCACAUGUGAAAAUAACAUGUUAUCUUCACAUGUGAAAAUAUCACCUUUGCUAUAGCUACAUAAUAAAUCGCGCCUUUCAAACCAAAAAACUAUUAAAGUGUAAUGGACUGGUUUUUCAUUGGUGUUCGUGUUGAAAAAAUAUUUCACUCGUUCGCUGCGCUCACUCGUGAAAUAUUUUUCAGCACUCGAAGAGAAAUUUCUUAUCUCCGCGCGGCCAUGUAAUAUCCUUUCUCUAUCUCUCUCCCAAUCUCUCUCUCUCCCUCUCUCUCUCCCUCUCUCCCUCUUUCUAUAUAUAUAUAUAUAUAUAUAUAUAUAUAUAUUUCAAUUUCCUUUUACCAAAAAAAAAAGGGGACGGCUUUGCAUAGUAAUCUGUUUAAUCAUGACAGGAAGUGUUUUAAAUUUGAGUCCAUUCCGCAAAAAGUUUUUGCGGAAUGGACUCAAAGUUUACUCUGGAGGUAACUUUAAAAAAAAUCCCUUUGAGUUGAAGCAAUUUUUAAUGUUUUUUUUUUAGCUGCCCAAGCUUUUUAUUAAAUUUUGAUAGCUCUUCUUUUAAUUUUUCUUCUUUCUAAAGUAAAGCUAACUAAGAGAGGGCUUAUCAUUGUUUUGUUUCACUCAGAAGAUUGAUGAAAGCCAUCAAAUAAUAAUAAUAAUAAUAAUAAUAAUUAUAAUAAAAUGUUUAACUAUACUGGAGAUAUCUAUCAGCAUUACAGAACCCUAGUCUGCCGCAUGCGGUCUGAGUCAUCGGAAGAGCUGAAUCUGAAUCUACUUUCCCGACAAUUUACGCUCCAACUUCGAUGACUUCUUUAAUUGAAAGCUGGAUCGGAGUUCAAAUGCAAUUUCUUCCAAGUACGAACUAAUCGUCUGACAACUUUCAUUUCAUUGCCGUCAUAAUUAAUUUUUUUUUUCAGAUAGUUAUUUUAACCGCCGGGGAGUUUCCAGCCGAAAAUUACUCGUUUCACACUUAAAAAUGACUUGUAUGAGCACAAAACAGAAAUUGAACGAGGGCCAAUAGACCUUUAAGAGAUGUUAGUAAAAAAUUUCAUCUCAUGCUUCUAAAUAGACGUAUCCACUGCCUCAAGGCUUUCCAAUUAAUUCUUAUAUUCAAAUUAGUUUGCACUUCAAAAGAGUCUGUGACACACCUGCUGUCAAAAAUGACAGAACGAGAGAAAUAAUAGUUAACAGUCUUUAUUGAUCAUGAUAAGAUUAGCUCUUCUCUUGUUGCAAGCGAGUGAACGGUACGUGUUCAGUUAGGGAAGGAAGCGUAACGGUAGGCGAAGUUUGAUCGAGGAAUGACUUUAAAUCCAUGAUUUCGUCCACUAACAUUAACUAUCAACAGUACCAAAGGAACUGACAUAUUUCUACAAUUUAGUCAAUGGCAAACGCUGAGGAAAUUUCAUCGACAUUGAUCGUAGUCAUUUUAAACAUUUUCUCUGCUUAUGCUGCAGUCACGCUGAACAUUAUAACCAUACACGCGUUGAGAAAAGUUUCUUCGUUGCCAAAGCCUGUGCGAAUAUUACUAUUGACUCUUGCUGCUUCUGAUCUUGCUGUUGGAUUAAUUGUGCAACCGCUAGCCAUAGCAACGCUAAUAACUCAAAACACUGAUACUUUCCAGUUUGAGAAGACAUCUGAGGUGUUUGGGAUUUGUUUUACCGCAGCCUCAUUUUUAAAUAUAACAGCUUUAGGCGCCGACAGAUUCUUGGCCAUUCACCUUCAUCUUAGGUACCAGGAACUUGUAACUCCGAGACGUAUUGUCACUGCGGUCAUCAUGAUCUGGGUGUUCAGUGCAACUGUUUCUCUAUUUGAUCUCUGGGACAAAAUGAUAACGGCUGCUCAAGCUACUCUCCUUGCGAUUGUUAUUCUCUGUUUUAUUUCUACAACAUUUUUUUAUUGCAAGGUUUACUUAACAGUGCGUCAUCUCACAAGCCAAAUUCAUACACUGCAAGUGCAACAAGCAUCACAAAACGUUGACAGCACUUCGCAGAACACAGCAAGGCAGAGAAAAUCUGCGAUCGCUACAUUUUAUGUAUAUAUCGUCUUUUUGUUAUGUAAUCUCCCACAUUAUUCUAUUAAUAUUGCAAACAGGGUAUCUGGUCGUGAAAUAAGUGAUUCAGAGGAAAUUCUAAUCAUCUAUACUCAGACCCUAGUCCAUCUGAAUUCUUCACUGAAUCCGCUCAUCUACGCGUGGAAGAUGAGACCUAUUCGACACGCUGUUAUGGAAAUACUGCGAAACAUAUUGUCAAAACAUUGCUGUUGA
Molecule: messenger RNA, 4828 nt
Organism: Porites lobata
Lineage: Eukaryota; Metazoa; Cnidaria; Anthozoa; Scleractinia; Poritidae
Source: the annotation of a GenBank genome assembly